Molecule: messenger RNA, 2336 nt
Organism: Onychostoma macrolepis
Lineage: Eukaryota; Metazoa; Chordata; Actinopteri; Cypriniformes; Cyprinidae
Product: protein THEM6
Exons: 3
Coding region: 484-1092 (202 amino acids)
Source: RefSeq, a predicted model, not a curated record
AUAUAUUACUGCUUAAAUGACAUGCAAAACAUACCUCAGUAUACAAUGAAUUGGGAAUUAUUCCAACAUAUUCAAGUAGCAGCAAAAACGUUUCUGUUCAAACAAAUAUAUAAAUAAUUUAUUGAAUGCCUUAAAAACAAUAACAAUUGUCAUCAUUGUCAAAUCAUAACAAUACAUUCAGUCUUUCAGUCCAGAGGAAGUGCCAAGUCCUUUAGCAAAGCUAUUGCUUUUAAGUUUGUAGAGAAUUCAAUAGAUUAAAAAUACAUUUUCAUUCGAAGUUUGAAUCAAAAAAAAAAAAGAGGUUUGAAUUUAGAAAAUUUAGAUAAAUGUUUUUCUUGGAAGUGACGAUGGAAUUCUGGCGUCACGCCGUUCGUCUGGCGGCCUGCUGACGUAGUCACGUGGCCUCCUCAAACCAAUCAGAGCACGGUUUCAGUCUGUGCGGAAGUGCGUGAAGCCGGUGUCUUGCGGGUGUCAAUCGCAAUCAUGCUGCUGUGGAUUCUGUCCGGCUCUCUGCUUCUGUUCGGCAGUUUUGACGUCUGGUACUUCUUGAGAGCAACGUGGAUGGUGAUCAAGUCCUGGUUCCAGGGUCCGGUUCGAGACGUUAUGGCGGAGCAGGUGGUUCACGGAAGGGUUCUCCUCCACGACCUGGACUUUAUGUGUCACAUGAAUAACGCCCGCUAUCUGCGCGAGUGCGACUUCGCGCGCUACGCGUACUGCACGCGGAACGGGCUCUUUCUGGCGGCGCGUGCGCUCGACGCCUCCAUGCUGAUCGGAGCCACCACCAUCCGCUACCGGCGCUCGCUGGCGUUCGGCGAGGCCUUCGAGCUGCGCACGCGGAUCGUGGCGUGGGACGAGAAGUCCUUCUACCUGGAGCAGAGGUUCGUGUCCAAGACAGACGGGUUCGUUUCUGCUAUCAUGCUGUGCAGGCAGAAUGUCAUUCGCGGAAAUCCACAGAGGAUCUUGGAUCACCUUUGCAAGAGGAAGGUGGAUUGCCCUGAAAUUUCAGAGGAUCUUCAGCACUGGAUCAGGUUCAUCUCUGCCAGCAGUCAGGCUCUGAGAGCAGAGAGUGGACUGGACGACAAGACCAAAUGAUCAUUUCAAAGACUCUUACCGUACGCCUUCCUUCUGCAUGUAAGUUUCCCGUGAUGCUAACCUUAAAACCGUAACUCUCUAAGUGUCCGUUUUAAAGUUACAAAAAGGUUUUAUAGUCCAGAACCUGUGGCUGUUGGCAGCUUCAGUGUUUACUCCACUACACCAGCCCUCCGUAUAGUUUAUUUGUUUAAAAGUAUAACAAUGUCAUUAUUGUGCUUACAAAAUCCAUUCCAGAAGCUGCAAGAAAUAUGACUGACAAACCACAGAGCAUGAAUCUGUUGAGAAACAGAGCGCAUGAACGAAUGUUGAAAACUUGACUCUAUUGACUUGAACGCUGGGGGCUUUUGAACGCUCCUAUGACCAAAUACGCACAUGAACGUAAGAAAAAUCACGUUAAAAGGAUUUGCACUGACUAUUUUAAUAGUAUAAAUGGUAGAUGAGUUCUGAGCAGUGAAUUGGAAUAAGUGUGUUUUAUCAUAUCACAUCAUGGAUUUGUUGUGCUGGUCAGAUAUGUUAAUGUAGUUAUUUAUUCCAAUUUGAAACUGUUUAUUAUUAUUAUUUAUGAAAAGGGAACAUGUAUUUAUUAAAAUAUUUUUUUUUCUGAGAUUUGCAUAAUUUCUUUGAGAAGAGUCUGUAUGUAAAAUAAUUUAAGCACCUGUGAUGAAACUUGAAGACUUGCUUUAUGAAAUAAAAUUCUGCAUUAUAAAUAAUGUUUGUAUGUUUCUGAGUCAUUAGAAACAGUGUUCAUGUAUCUGGAUCAUGUGAGAGCAGCACUACUGCCAUCUAGUGUGAAAAGACUGACAUAUCACGCUCUCAAACUGGAAAGUUGAGUUAAAAAUGUACACGUAUUGCAGAAUGGCAUUAUAUUUGGUUUUGAAUCACUUUUGAAUCCAUGGCAGCAGUACUGAAGCUCACAUAAACAAAACCUGAUGUUCAUGUUCUGCAGCAUAACUUGAGAUGUUCCUCAGAGCGUCUUAGGCCCGGUUUCAUAGACAGGGUUUAGCCUAAACCAGGAUUAAGCCAUAGUUUUUAUAAACAUGCCUUAGAAAAAAGCAUUACUGGUGUUCAUCUUGAGACAAAACAAAGGCACUGACAUGUUUUAAGAUCAGUCAGAGCAAGUUUCUUUCAGUUGAAACCGCUCAGAUUUACAUUUUAGUCUAGGACUGGGCUUAAGCCUUGUCUGUGAAACCAGGGGUUAAGCUUCAGUGUAAGCAAGAAAAUCUGACAAAUUCUGUACAAAGGAG